AACAAACACAAGCAUUUAUAUACAUAAUAAUAAUAAUAUUCUAAAGUUAGAAGAAGAAAAAUGAAGGGAGGUUCAAUUGAACUUGGUGAAGUAUCUAAAAAUACAUCUAGAAGCAAAGGAGUGAAAAGAGGGUUAUCAAUAAUGGAUUUUAUUUUGAGAAUAGUUGCUGGUGUUGCAACACUAGCUAGUGCUGUUGCUAUGGCAACAACUGAUGAGAGGCUUCCAUUUGCUACUGCUUUUAUUCAAUUCAGAGCUGAAUAUGAUGAUCUUCCCUCAUUUGUGUUUUUUGUGACGGGAAACUCAAUUGUUUGUGGAUAUCUUGUGCUUUCACUAGUCCUGUCAAUAUUCCAUAUAGUGAGGAGCACUGCAGUAAAAACUAGAAUUCUCCUCAUUGUUCUUGACACGGUAAUGAUGGGUGUACUAACAGCAGCAGCCUCAGCAGCAGCGUCGAUUGUGUACAUAGCACAUUAUGGAAACACAAAGGCAAAUUGGUUUCCUAUUUGCCAGCAAUACAACAGUUUCUGUGAACGUAUUUCUGGUUCUCUUAUUGGUUCUUACAUUGCUGUUGCUAUGUUCGUAAUCAUAAUCAUCCUAUCACAAGUUGCAAUCUCUAGAAACUAAUCGUAUCUGCUGGCUAACUAGCUAGCUCCAAUUGUUCAUGUCUUUCAGCUUCAUGUACAAAAUUGUGUGUAAUCCUCGAUAGUGUGUGUGCCUUUGUAUCAAGGUGUGUUUCUCUAGCUUGCUUAGCCUUGUGUUGGAUACUUUUUAUGAGGAUUGGGAAGUUUCUUUUCA
Messenger RNA from Lathyrus oleraceus (garden pea), 792 nucleotides. RefSeq names its product casparian strip membrane protein 1. Lineage: Eukaryota; Viridiplantae; Streptophyta; Magnoliopsida; Fabales; Fabaceae. Bases 61 to 621 code for a protein of 186 amino acids. The record is from RefSeq and is a predicted model, not a curated record. The transcript has 2 exons.